Mugil cephalus (flathead mullet) is the source of this 6573-nucleotide messenger RNA. RefSeq names its product nuclear receptor subfamily 6, group A, member 1a (gene nr6a1a). Gene Ontology annotation, molecular function: sequence-specific DNA binding; DNA-binding transcription factor activity; zinc ion binding. The transcript has 11 exons. Lineage: Eukaryota; Metazoa; Chordata; Actinopteri; Mugiliformes; Mugilidae. The record is from RefSeq and is a predicted model, not a curated record. The coding region runs from base 236 to 1714 and encodes 492 amino acids. Gene Ontology annotation, biological process: regulation of DNA-templated transcription.
GUUAUUCCUCGCUGACUGGAAGCAUGGGACGGCGGUCCGAGAGCUGAGCCAGACAAGCUGAGGACAGGGACGAAAGCAGCGCAGCUCGAGUCACCUAAGGCCGCACCACCACCACCUCCACCUCCACCAUCACCCCACCUUCAUCAACAUCCACAGUGUGCGUGGCAUUUUUUUUUCUUUUUCGUGGAGGUAAGGGGCGACAUCGGGCUGAGUCCGGAUCAGCCCAUGCAGGAGGAUGGAGAUAGAGAAGAGGACGAAUGGGUUCGACUACCCGGAGAGAAACAACGCCAAGUCCGUAAACGGUUUUUACAGUGACCACCCGCUGGAGUCCGAACACAACGACAGCAUGGAUGCAAUCAAUGAAAGUAGUCUAGAUGAUCCAGCUGACCAGCGAACUUGCCUUAUCUGUGGAGAUCGUGCAACAGGCCUGCACUAUGGCAUUAUAUCUUGUGAAGGCUGCAAGGGCUUCUUCAAGCGCAGCAUCUGCAAUAAGCGGGUGUACCGCUGCAGCCGUGACAAGAACUGCGAGAUGUCACGCAAGCAGCGCAACCGCUGCCAGUACUGCCGCCUGCUCAAGUGUCUGCAGAUGGGGAUGAACCGCAAAGCAAUCAGGGAGGAUGGCAUGCCAGGAGGGAGGAACAAAAGCAUCGGGCCUGUACAGAUCACAGAGGAGGAGAUUGAGCGGAUCAUGUCGGGGCAGGAGUUCAAGGAAGAUGCCCCUGAGCACACCUGGGGCAACAAUGGCGACAGUGACCACAGCUCUCCCAGCAACGGAGCCUCAGAGGGCAACCAGCCGUCACCCGCCUCUACUCUGUCAUCCAAUCGCUCCGUAGAAAUGAACGGCUACACAGCAGCCCUCAGGGACCAGUACAUCAACACUUCCAUGUCCACACACUACCAGCUCCUGCCUCACCUCUUCAGCUAUGCCGCCCAGUCUGGCCUGCUGGCCCCUCAGCCCCGCAGCCUGUACCCGCAGUCCCACCCUCUGGUGCUGCAGCUGGUGGCUGCUGAAGACCUGGCCCCUCUGGCUACUCCCAUGCUUAUAGAGGACGGGUACAAGGUGACACAGGUGGAGCUGUUCGCCCUGCUGUGUCGCCUGGCGGACGAGCUGCUCUUCCGCCAAAUCUCCUGGAUCAAGAAGCUGCCCUUCUUCUGCGAGCUCUCCAUCGAAGACUACACCUGCCUGCUCAGCUCCACCUGGCAGGAGCUCAUCCUGCUCUCCUGCCUCACCAUCUACAGCGCCCAGAUAUUCGGCGACCUGGCUGACGUCACCGCCAAGUACACGCCGUCUGACGACGAGCUGCAGGGCUUCAGCGAGGAUGGGAUGGAAGUGAUGGAGAGGCUGAUAUAUCUGUUUCGCAAGUUCCACCAGCUGAAGAUCAGCAAUGAGGAAUACGCGUGUAUGAAAGCCAUCAACUUCCUCAACCAAGAUAUCAGAGGACUGUCCAACAUCUCCCAGCUUGAGCAGCUGAACAAGCGCUACUGGUAUGUGUGUCAGGACUACGCUGAGUACAAGUACCCGCAUCAGCCUAAACGCUUCCCUGAGAUCAUGAUGUGUCUGCCGGAGAUACGCUGCAUUGCCGGGAAGUUGGUGAAUGUACCUUUAGAGCAGCUCCCUCUCUUGUUCAAAGCAGUAUUGCACUCCUGCAAAUCCAGCCUGACCAGCUACAGGACCGGCCCAUCGCCCUGCGUGACCGCCUCCUCCGGAAACUAAACCCUCCCCGGCCGCCCGAGUCGAGGGACUGGUCCCCCCUCUUGUGAAUGUGACAAGCAGCUAGUUUGUUUCUUUUUGUAACUUUUUUCUUUAUAUAUUUAUUACACGACAGAGCUGAAUGUAUGCUGAUUUACACUGUGCACAUGCUUCUGUACAAAACAAAUGCUCGUAGAUGCAUUGGUCUUUGGAGUUUACAAGUGUGUAUCCAGUUUGCUCAAUGUGUCAGUGUUGCCAUUGUUAGAGCUAGACUUUAAAAGAGUUUAUUUUAUUCAGACGGGGCGGCUAGACACACGUGUUUUGAGACUACGUGAGUGUUUUGAGACUACCUCAGGAAGAUGUUGUUGCUAUUUUCAGGUACCUUUUCUUGCUGUUAAAUGAAGAGUUGCCCAGUCGAAAACCAAAUCCAUGUGGAUGCUUUGGCACCUCAAUCAGAGACUGAAUGUUGGAAGGAGCUGCAUAAAUCAGGUUUUGAAAAACUGUGUUUUGUUACACUGAAAAUGCAAAAUUUAUUAUUGAAAUUGAGCUUCUUUAUCUGCAUAGACUCCCAGACAUCCUGCUUAUGGGAGGCGGUCUUGUCAAUUUAACAUUCCAUGAGUUAAGGUGACAGUUAUUGGAUCUGUGGGAUUAUUGAAAAAGGAGCAUACGGGUAUUUUCUACAAUCAUAGACUGGGGAUGUAUGGCUUUAUUGCAGGGGAAGGGGAGGAUAGCUAGGUUUGCUGUUUUUUUUUGUUUUAUUGUUUUUCUUUCUUGACCAAAGUGUUAUGCAAUGCUUUUUUUCAAAUGCCCAUUGAUGGGUAGGGAGCUGAUAGCUCAGCAAAAAAAAAAAAAUCUUUCUUAUCAAUGAAGGAUCAGGAUAAGAAAUGAAUCACUCUGUCAGAGGGGGGAUCCUCUGCUGAACAGACAAGUAUGUUGCCAGAUUUCAUUCUAAAUGCUGCUAAACAUGCGUCCAUUCUAGUGCGCAUAUAUGUGCAUAGAGCAGACGUGAUGCUUCUCGUCAGUGCUGGCUGCGUGAGGGUAAAGUGGCAGUCCGUGGAAUCUUGCGUUUUUGUCAGACAAGCCGAACAUAGAAAAUGCACGAGCUUCACAUGUCAAAACAAGAUACGCUGCACCCACUAGGACCCAACUGAACCAAGUUGUGGUUCAAUGCCCCAGUUCAAUGAAAUCUGGUGUGCUAGCUUCUGACAUGCUUAGUCUCAAACCGAUCAACUUUGGAGUACGUUGGACUGUUUCUGGGUCUUGUUAAGUCCAAUCAAAACAAUGCACAGACCCAAGGCCACCCAAGGAUACGCAUCCAAUGGACACUAGAAAGUGUGACUCCAGUACUUGGUUCAGGUCUGGUCCUCAGGUUUUUAGUGGGCGAGCUCGGCCCAAAGACCGACAAGUUAAAUUUCUUCAUAAAGAAGGGACUUCAUGUUCCUCCUCUUGCAGACUGUCACUUUACCCCGGCUACAGAAGGACUCUGGCCACGUCUCAAUGAAAUCAGGCGAGUUUUAGGGGAUUUAGGUGAUCUGGCUUGCGUACCCUCUGUGAUAGAUAUGCACAUGUUUUAAAAAGAAUAGCCAUAGAAAAUGGUCUUUAUUUUUGAAGUAUGAAAUGAUAAUUACAGGCCGCUUGAAGUGUGUUCUCUGAUCCCUCAAGUUUUUAACCGUUUCAUGAUGUACGAACAAUUUGAAAUGCAGACAAAAUGCAGUCCUCGCAACGACUCUCUUUUUUGCACACGACGGUGAGGUUUGGAGACCUUGACCCUUGACCGUGGCCACUGCCCACCCAGUGUGUUCCUCUCAGGUCCCUGCCGACCUGGAUCUAAACAGGGUAAAGUGAGUGUUAUGUAUUGCAUUCAGGAGUUCCUCAGUGACCAUGCUGAUGUACUUGUAGUAUUAGUAGAUAUAGGUUCCAGGACAUCGUAGGUCCUCUUGUAGAAAAGUGUUUCUUUUUCUUCUCCACUUUAUUUCCCUGAAGAUCCCCAUCCACAUCUUCAUUCAGUGAAAGUGGAUGUAGUUUGAAGGUGAGGUGCACAGGGUGGAUUUUUUUCUCUCUCUCUUGGCAUUGGGGAUGGGCGAAACAAGAGGCAGUGGCAUCUUGAGAAUGUCAUGGCCUGUCUCUCUUUGUUCCCAUCCACCUCUCUGUGUGCAGCCUUAACAACACCACCAGUCCAAUGCAGCGUUCCUCUUUCAAAUGCUUCAGUUAGCCUUUUUUUUCAUCUUUUGAUUUUUUAAAUACAUUUUCAUGUACCUUUGUAGUUAUCUUGAAUGUUUUGGGUUUUUGUUGUUUUUUCGCAUAUUCACUGUCCUUUUUUGGGGGGAGUGAAGACAACCCCCAUCAUUUUCUAAACUUUGAAUUUUUAACUUUUAUUUUUGGGCAUAAACUCAUUCCCUUGUCCACAGCUUGUGAUUUGUCGAAGAAAGUAUUACUCAGACGAUGUCAGCCAUGUUUUAAAUGGGUAAUACUGACAUCUUGGAGCUUUUCAUGUAUUCUCUGAAUUGUUUCUUUUCAUUUCAGUUGUGUAGCCGUCGGUCUAAAUUUUCAGUUCAGACAUAUUGGGGAAAAAUACAAAGCUUUUUCUAGCAACCGAAAUGAAGAUCAGGACAUUAAACUGCCUCUUGUGGUUUAAGCCAUGUUGAUCUCAUCAGCUCUUUCUCUUGAUGUACAUGAAUGCUGAAGAUUUUUCACUGACAUUGUGUGCAGAGAAGUGUCCAAACACACAAAAUCAAAAUGUUUAAUCUCCAUAGCCACAUACCUUUAGACCCCAUAAUCUCAGGAACAGAGAACAGUCGUCUCAGCAUUUUUUUAAUGAAAAAAUCUCAUUAGAUUUGAUGCUUUACCGCUGCCAUGAUACCGUUGCAAAAAAACAAAAAAAAACAUGUAAGCUGUCAGGUUUUGGUGUCUGAUCUUUAACAGUCCUCCUGUACAGAAACACUGUGGAAAAUGUAGGCUACUAGAGAAAUGUUCAGGGUGGCCGACAACAAAGUCAGGGCAGGAAUGCAUUGAACAUCACACACUGUGGAGAUCUGACAGUGGAAGAGGAUCAGAAGGGGGAUGUAGUUUUUUUCCCCUCUAAUGUUGCAGAAAAUAAUAUCUGCUAAUCAACAACAAAUAAAGCCUCACUAUGGCCUGCUUACUGCCACGCUCACACUUCCUGUCAUUUUAUUUUUUAAAAAUACACAUGCGCGGAAGAAAGUGUUUUCCAUUUUAUUUCCUGUAUUUGUAUUUUUGAUUUUAUUUUUGCAGACAAGGGAUAUGUCAUAUGCAAUUUCUGUACUGAAACUACCUCUUUAUUUGUCAUCAUGUUGCUUACUUACAAAAAAAAUGUCUUAUUUAUUGGUUGCAUUGCACCAAUGUUCUGUUAUUUUGUGUCUCUUGUUUCACUCAGAUUUAUAUGAAGCGCUGAUACUUGUUUUUUUCUUUCUCUUUAUUUUUAAAUGCAUAAACAUGUUGCCUCAUAUUCCUCUCUACCUCAGACACUCCCGCUUGCCGUCAGUAACUUUCAUUUUCCUGAACACCAAACGCUAUCUCGUUACUCUUCCUCUUUCUUUCUUCUUUUUUUUUUAUCAUUUGCUUCAUUUCACGUUAAAUUAGCGUCAUCUUAUAUUUCACUCCUGCUCUGUUAUCAUGACUCCAAUACCAAAGAUGAAAGAAUGUCAAUGACAAUGUCAGUGUACUGAUUAAGCAUUCACGCGAUGCAUUCUCAUUGCAGUUAACCAGUGCUUUAUUUUUCAGUGUUAACUGUAUCGGAAAACGUCUUGUUAUCUUGUGAAUGGCUGUUUGCUGUGUACGCUGUACUCACCACCAUCAUGAUAUGCAAGUGUGUUUGACAGAGAGAGUGUGUGUGUGUGUGUGCGUGUGUGUUUUCUCAUUGUGCUCCGUGAUUGCUGUUCAUUAAUUGAGGCAGUUCGAGGUGGCAUGAGUUGGGAACAGCGAGAACUCUGUCAUAUCUAACUCUGCCGGUGCUGCUCGUGAUCGAUUGAUAAUCGAAGAAUGUAGCCAUGGUCAAACUGACAUCUCCCCCGUGUUUGCAUGCUUUUGCUCGCGUGUGUGACCCUGACACUGUGGCACGCGACCACAGACAGAUUGCUGCCAUGUUAUCACUGGGGUUGGACUCAUGAUACAGAACGUGAUGACACCCGACAACCGGGUGCUCUUAAGUGUGAUAGUGCCCACUUAAUCCUGGGUUGAAGCUGCAUUCUGCUUGGGAUACCUUUUACACUCUUUGCAGAGAUCUAGAUCCACUUAUUUGGAAGGGAUAUAAAAUGAAUCUAAAGUUUUCCCUUUUUUUUUAAAUCUACUUUGCGGUUUUAAAAAACAUUGGCUGGCCGCAACAGGCAUUUAUGAUGCUUUGAAGUUUCCCUUGAAGUUUCCCUGUUGCAGUCCUUGAAUUGAGUCCAUUAAUGGAAUGUGUUGAAAUCAUUAGGAAUAACUGAAAUGUUUCCAAAAAACAAAAAAAAAAAAGCGGUGAGGUGGGAAAAGGCUGGAUUUGAAGGUUUUGCACAGUUUAUUGCAGCGGUAGUAAGAGAGAAACCACCAGACACUCAUUUCAUGGCCGGUAUAGGGAAACCAUCAUGUGUCCAACCGUAGUGCUGUAACACUGUCAGAAGCCUGUGGUGCAGGAGUGCAAAAUGAGAGGAGUUUGGAGGAUACAAGAGUAAAAAAUAAAUGGUGACAUAUCUCAGGGAUGAAAUAGAAUUACACACUGUCAUCAGACAACUGAAAUGCCUUUAUGUUUUUUUUUUUCUUCAGAAAUCUCUUGUCUGCUCUUGUUUACUUUAACUACCUGUGAAGAAUGUGAUCCAUUACGUGUUAAAAGCAUGUUUAGAAUGUGUUAGGACUUGAAACCAAAUAAAUGUGAACGUUAUGCAAGUGUA